Molecule: messenger RNA, 1365 nt
Organism: Asparagus officinalis (garden asparagus)
Lineage: Eukaryota; Viridiplantae; Streptophyta; Magnoliopsida; Asparagales; Asparagaceae
Exons: 10
Coding region: 175-1197 (340 amino acids)
Biological process (GO): regulation of starch metabolic process; starch metabolic process
Cellular component (GO): chloroplast stroma; starch grain
Molecular function (GO): starch binding
Source: RefSeq, a predicted model, not a curated record
CUCAAAAGGGCUCUCCAAACGACAAGGCUUCUACCGUCAAUGCAGCCCAAAAAAUCCUGCUCCACAAUCUCAUGAUCCACCUAAAAGAGGGUUUGGUUCCCAUGAGCCAUAUCAUGCAUAAUGGAGGAACAUGUACAUCUAUGUGCCAUAUUUUCUCAUUGAAGGAAAAUCUCUAUGGAUUAUAACUUUUUUCUUGGUUCUUUUCAUUUAAUAAUGAUCAUUUUGUGGUUUCUAAGUAUAUAUAUAUAUAUAUAUUACUUCUAUGAUAUCUUCAUUAUAGACACAGGUAUUGCUAGUGAGAAGGACUGGGGAAUCAACUUGCUAGAUGAAAGUGUCAAGGAAUCUGGAGUAAACGAAGAUGGAAGCACGUGGUACCGAGAAAGUGGAGAAGACCUAGGGGAUAAUGGAUUCAGGUGUCGCUGGGCUAGAAUGGGAGGUCGAAGCAGUGACGGUUCCUCAGAAUGGAAAGAAACCUGGUGGGAGAAAAGUGAUUGGACUGGUUACAAGGAGUUAGGUGCUGAGAAAUCUGGGAGAAAUGGUGAAGGAGAUUCUUGGUGGGAAACAUGGCAAGAAGUUCUGUACCAAGAUGAAUGGAGUAAUCUUGCAAGGAUAGAGAGAAAUGCUCACAAGCAAGCAAAAUCCGGUACAGAAGAUGCUUUAUGGCAAGAGAGAUGGUGGGAAAAGUAUGAUGCAAAAGGCUCUACAGAGAAAGGAGCUUAUAAAUGUGGAAGACUUAAUGAACAAUCUUGGUGGGAAAGAUGGGGAGAGAAUUAUGAUGGAAGAGGAUAUGUGCUAAAAUGGACUGAUAAAUGGGCAGAAACACAGCUGGGUACGAAAUGGGGAGACAAAUGGGAGGAGAAAUUUUUUGCUGGCGUUGGUUCACGACAAGGAGAAACGUGGCAUGUAUCUCCUGCCGGUGAACGAUGGUCAAGGACCUGGGGUGAAGAACACUUUGGAAAUGGGAAAGUUCACAAAUAUGGUAAAAGCACAGCCGGAGAAAGCUGGGAUCUCGUCGUGGAUGAAGAGACAUAUUAUGAGGCUGAACCUCACUAUGGAUGGGCUGACGUCGUGGGCGACUCAACCCAAUUGUUAUCAAUUCAACAUCGAGAGAGACCUCCGGGUGUAUUCCCAGAUUUUGGCCUGUCCCCGCCGCCGCCGAGAGAUGAACCAAAGCCUGAUGAGCCUCCCUCGAGUUAGGAACUCUUAAGAUUUUAGUCCUAAUUUAUUCAUGGGCUACAUUUUUGUGAUGGAAGACUUCCUGUAGAGCUCAACAUUCAUUCUUUGUAUGACCUUUUCAUUCAUUAUCUGUCAAUUAGGUUUGCAUUCGAGGAAUUGGUUUGGAAAUUGAAUUUACUUUUUUUGUGA